Molecule: messenger RNA, 1441 nt
Organism: Aspergillus ruber CBS 135680
Lineage: Eukaryota; Fungi; Ascomycota; Eurotiomycetes; Eurotiales; Aspergillaceae
Product: rRNA 2'-O-methyltransferase fibrillarin family protein
Exons: 3
Coding region: 211-1146 (311 amino acids)
Biological process (GO): rRNA methylation; box C/D sno(s)RNA 3'-end processing
Cellular component (GO): box C/D methylation guide snoRNP complex; nucleolus; small-subunit processome
Molecular function (GO): rRNA methyltransferase activity; histone H2AQ104 methyltransferase activity; RNA binding
Source: RefSeq, a predicted model, not a curated record
UUGCGCAAAUUGCUUAAUUCAGUUCAUUUGACACCUGCGACUCUUGAUUCUUAUCGUCUCCGACUCGCUUUUUGCGUUUUUUAUCGCCUAUCUUUUCUCUUCGAAAUUUUCUGCAGAGCUCUUCCCGGUUGUCUAUCAACUGAAUUGCCUGCGAAAAAGUGAUCCGAUACCUUGAAUCAAACCAAAUAAACAUCGAAAUCAUAAUAUACAAUGGCUUUCGCUCCUAGAGGACGUGGUGGACCCCCCCGUGGUGGUGGUGGUCGUGGUGCUCCCCGUGGUGGUGGUGGUGCUCGCGGUGGCCGAGGCGGCUUUGCUCCUCGUGGCCGUGGUGGUCCCCCUCGCGGUGGCGGCCGUGGUGCUCCCCGUGGCCGUGGUGCUCCGCGUGGUGGCCGUGGUGGUCCCAAGGGCGGUGCCAAAGGUGGUGCUAAGGUCAUCGUUGAACCUCACCGUCACGGCGGUAUCUUCGUUGCCCGCGGCGGUAAGGAGGACUUGCUCGUUACCAAGAACCUGACUCCUGGAGAGGCUGUCUACGGUGAGAAGCGCAUUGCCGUUGAGACUCCCGCCGACGACGGCGCUGUCACCAAGACUGAGUACCGUGUGUGGAACCCCUUCCGUAGCAAGCUUGCUGCCGGUGUUCUUGGUGGUCUGGAUGAGAUCUACAUGCGCCCUGGCGCUAAGGUUCUCUACCUUGGUUCCGCUAGCGGUACCUCCGUCAGUCAUGUCGCCGAUAUUGUCGGACCUACCGGAAACGUCUAUGCUGUUGAGUUCUCCCACCGUUCUGGUCGUGACCUGAUUGGCAUGGCCACCCACCGUACCAACGUCAUCCCCAUCGUCGAGGACGCCAGACACCCUCUCCGCUACCGUAUGCUCGUCCCCAUGGUCGAUUGCAUCUUCGCCGACGUUGCCCAGCCCGACCAGGCCCGUAUCGUUGGUCUCAACGCCCACAUGUUCCUCAAGGAAGAGGGUGGUGUCAUUGUUUCCGUCAAGGCCAACUGUAUCGACAGUACCGCCCAGCCCGAGGUUGUUUUCGCUCGGGAGGUCCAGAAGAUGAGAGAGGAGAGAAUAAAGCCCAAGGAGCAGCUUACCCUUGAGCCUUUCGAACGUGACCACUGUAUAGUGUCUGGUAUCUACAAGCGUUCUGCAUAAAAGUGGUGAUUUAAUUCCGGUUUCUUAUCUUUUCUCGUCAUGUCUAAUCAUUUCAUGCUCUGUGUCUUGUCUUUUUUAUAUCUGGCGUCGAGUGUUUUGUGAUAUGCUGAAAUGUUUUCCUAUAUUUUUCGUUUUUGGCUGUAUGUUGAGGUGUUCUACACAUGUACUUCUGGUAUUUUAAAAAAGAAUGUACACGUCUGGAAACAUUGCUUAGUUUCAAUCUGGACUAUGUUGCAAUAUAAAUGGUUUGCUGCCUUGCAACUCAUUGGCUUAGGAACCCUUCUAAGAAACCGAU